Molecule: messenger RNA, 1704 nt
Organism: Aspergillus terreus NIH2624
Lineage: Eukaryota; Fungi; Ascomycota; Eurotiomycetes; Eurotiales; Aspergillaceae
Exons: 2
Coding region: 1-1704 (567 amino acids)
Biological process (GO): negative regulation of transcription by RNA polymerase II; regulation of nitrogen utilization; mitochondria-nucleus signaling pathway
Cellular component (GO): cytoplasm
Source: RefSeq, a predicted model, not a curated record
AUGCCUUCCCGGUUAUCAACCCCGGUUCUCACCGUGGACACGGCGAAGAUUCACAAGGUGGACACGGCCAACACGCAGAGUCUCCAUGGAAUGUGGAUGGUAUUUUCCAAAUGUGCCGACUACAUGGAGGAAGGUCGUCGACUCGAAAAUCUGAGUUGGCGUCUCUGGACACGUGAGACGUUCUGUGUGGAACCGGAAACUUCCAGUGAUACCUCGGUUUUGCCACUCCUGCGUCAGGAGGCAGGUGAUCUUCCUGAACUCUCCGCCAGUGUCGAAUCUGCUGCUUCCGAUCAAGCGGAAAAAAUCGAACACCACAUCAAACGUCCCAAGUGUAUGGACUACAAACCCGCUGUCGUCCGCGAAGAUUCCCUGGCGAGCCUCGGUCGCGGCAAGGAGAAGCAUCUGACUUCAUUGGAUCUGGAACGCAUGGUAUUGAACAUCAAAGAGAAGAAGAGUCUGGAGCCGUUGGCGCCCGUGAUGACUACCGUUGCCCCUCCUGUCGUCGACAUUACUCCUCGGCCAUCUACGCCCACUCCCGCCCCUUCCUCGGACUCUACCUCGAAGAGAACGCCGACGUAUCGGAUGAAGCAACACCCCCAUACCUCUACCGAGUCGUGUUCUACCACAGCCCCCGAUUAUAACGAAAGUGACGCCGCCAACGUGACGGCGUCCGAUACCAGCGUCUCUUCCUCGGGGAUCCUUCCCACACGUCCGGAGCUGAUCAAGUCCCCCAGCAUUGUUCGCGGAUUCUCACCUUCCCUUGUUUCAUCUUCGUACCGGUCGCAAGCUAAACUCGCCACGGACCCAAGCCCUUCGAGAAACUCAACACAACUGAAACCCGCACCGAUGAAGAAGAAGGGUGGCAUGUUCACUCUGGGUGGUUCUUCCGGGGAUGAUGAUGAAAGCUCUUUCGAGGACCGCAUGGCCAUGCAAGGCCCGCAUCGCAGUUCUCUUUCGGAUGAACUGGGCAAGCCUGCGAACCAAACGCCCAAGAAGACGGCGACGUUCAAGGAGCAACCAGGAGAGAUCAAGCCGAUCAGGGAACGCAAUGACAACGACGAAGACGCUAUCGAGACCGAAGACGAAGUCUCUGAGAGCGCCAUCGAGGAUGACGAAGACUCCGACUGGGAAGAUUCGGUAACGGAAAGUGGACGAUCAAGCGUGGAGGAGAGAGAAAUGUUCCAACGGGUCGAUUCCAAGCCUAACCUCGUUUCUCGACGCUCUCUCUUGACCAUGAUGAUGCAUCAGCCAACAAAGAUGGGAGCGACCCGGUCCAGUCCGGCCUUGCAGCGUUCUCGCCUUACGUCACCUAAUGGACCUUCCAUCCCUGCCUCUCCUCCCGAUGAUGAUAACGAGAGCUUGACCAUGCGCGGUCCCGACGUUCCUCGCUCCAAGCCGAUUAUCAUGAAACCCGCCCCGCAGUCUGUUGCCCACUCUCCCCGGACUACCCGGAGAAACAUGCUUGCGACCGAGUUGACCGAGUCUCUGAGACGCCAUCUACUCUGGGAGCGUCAGCAGAAGAGUGCCACCGCCAACGCAUUCCUCAAACGACGACACACCGCUCACGACGGCAUGGCCAAUCUGCAAGAAUACCCCAAGGGUGGACAAGGAUCCGGUCAAGAAUCUGCAGGCAAAGACAAAUCUGGCUCUUUGAAUCACUACAAUGAUUUCGGACCUUGGGAAUACCAUGUGAAAGGAUGGUAG